Molecule: messenger RNA, 291 nt
Organism: Lactuca virosa
Lineage: Eukaryota; Viridiplantae; Streptophyta; Magnoliopsida; Asterales; Asteraceae
Source: the annotation of a GenBank genome assembly
AUGAAGGCGACGUAUGUCGCAGCUGGUGUGGAGGGAGGCAGGCAGGCGGUAAAGGGACAGGUGGCCUCUGGGAAAUUCGAUCCGAAUGAGACAAGCGCUAUGGUGGAAUUAACUCAGGCAAUGCAUGCUUCUGUGAAGGCGUUCAUGGAAACAAAUUUUGCCUCCCUCCUUCAUUUGGGUGAGCUCGACUUAGAGGGCCUUCACCAGUUGUGCCGUGAGCCUGACAUUGAGGAGAACUCGUCUGAAGGUGAGCCUCUUAAGGUUGGAUCUUCCUUCUCUACUCCCGGUUAG